Mus musculus (house mouse) is the source of this 7309-nucleotide messenger RNA. RefSeq names its product leucine rich repeat containing 8 family, member C (gene Lrrc8c). The record is from RefSeq and is a predicted model, not a curated record. The coding region runs from base 652 to 3063 and encodes 803 amino acids. Gene Ontology annotation, biological process: cellular response to osmotic stress; cyclic-GMP-AMP transmembrane import across plasma membrane; transmembrane transport. Lineage: Eukaryota; Metazoa; Chordata; Mammalia; Rodentia; Muridae. Gene Ontology annotation, cellular component: cytoplasm; plasma membrane; monoatomic ion channel complex. Gene Ontology annotation, molecular function: volume-sensitive anion channel activity. The transcript has 3 exons.
CUUCAACUUAGCCCAGGGAGGAGCUGCGGUGUAAGAGCGGAUGGCGGGCUCACAGAAACCACCCGCUUUUUGGCAUUGUUAGGGUUGCACACAGGAGGCAGAGGACCGAUCUUCCCUGCUGUGCCAACCAGGUAGGCAGCUCUGAGCAGCGGAAUCAUCCAGCCGCGGAGAGGCUUGAUUUCCCGGUGGGGAACCCGGGGCCCGCCCAGCGCGGGCCCGCCUGCCCUGGACGCCUGGUGGUCUCGGCAGAGGAGGAAGUUCCCGGGCAUCGCUGCCUGCGUCACAGCGGGGCUGGCACCGCGGCGGCGGCUCGGCAGCCGACGGCGACCCCGGGGCUGGGCGCUGGGCGGCGCUGGCUGCCGCGGGCCAGGCGGCGCGCGGGGCGGCGCUGGAGGCGGCUCCGCUUGCAGGCGGGGAGGCACCGGGGAGGAGGAACAGGGCUGCGGAGCUGGGGCGUUAGCUGCGUCCCGGCUCAGAGCCCGCGAAGAAGACGAGGACCGAGGCGCCGCCGCGGCCGUGGCCGCAGCACUCUGAGCGCGACAAGCCAUGAGCAGCGACGCCGCGGUCGCUUGCCGCCGCUGAGCCCAACCCGGACACAGCUCGCCGCGCCCUGGCAUCCUUUUCUGCGGAUACCCUCGCCCCCAGAGAAACAUGAUUCCGGUGACCGAGUUCCGGCAGUUCUCCGAGCAGCAGCCCGCCUUCCGGGUGCUGAAGCCGUGGUGGGAUGUGUUCACGGAUUACCUCUCGGUGGCCAUGCUGAUGAUCGGAGUGUUUGGAUGUACUUUACAGGUCAUGCAAGACAAGAUCAUCUGCCUUCCGAAAAGAGUGCAGCCUGCUCAGAACCACUCUUCCGUUCCCAAUGUCUCCCAGGCAGUUAUCAGUACCACUCCGCUGCCCCCACCUAAACCCUCACCGACCAACCCCGCGACCGUGGAGAUGAAGGGACUGAAGACAGACCUGGACCUUCAGCAGUACAGUUUCAUCAACCAGAUGUGCUACGAGCGAGCCCUCCACUGGUAUGCCAAGUACUUCCCAUACCUGGUGCUCAUCCACACCCUGGUCUUCAUGCUCUGUAGCAACUUCUGGUUCAAAUUCCCCGGAUCCAGUUCCAAAAUAGAACAUUUCAUCUCCAUCCUGGGGAAGUGCUUUGACUCCCCGUGGACCACACGGGCUCUCUCCGAAGUGUCCGGAGAGGACUCCGAAGAGAAGGACAACAGAAAAAACAACAUGAACAGGUCCGGCACCAUCCAGUCUGGUCCCGAGGGCAACCUGGUGAGGUCCCAGUCUCUCAAGUCAAUUCCUGAAAAGUUCGUGGUUGACAAAUCUGCUGCGGGGGCUCUGGACAAGAAGGAAGGUGAGCAGGCCAAGGCCUUGUUUGAGAAGGUGAAGAAGUUCAGACUGCAUGUGGAAGAAGGUGAUAUCCUGUACGCCAUGUACGUGCGACAGACUGUGCUGAAGGUCAUCAAAUUCCUAAUCAUCAUUGCCUACAACAGUGCCCUGGUUUCCAAAGUCCAGUUCACAGUGGACUGUAAUGUGGACAUCCAGGACAUGACGGGCUAUAAGAACUUUUCUUGCAAUCACACCAUGGCUCAUUUGUUCUCUAAGCUCUCCUUUUGCUACCUGUGCUUUGUAAGCAUCUAUGGCCUGACGUGCCUUUACACCUUAUACUGGCUGUUCUACCGUUCUCUGAGGGAAUAUUCCUUCGAGUAUGUCCGGCAGGAGACGGGAAUCGAUGACAUUCCGGAUGUGAAAAAUGACUUUGCUUUCAUGCUCCAUAUGAUAGACCAGUAUGACCCUCUCUAUUCCAAGCGGUUUGCAGUGUUCCUGUCUGAAGUCAGCGAGAACAAGUUAAAACAACUCAAUUUAAAUAACGAGUGGACCCCGGACAAACUGCGGCAGAAGCUGCAGACAAAUGCCCACAACCGCCUGGAGCUGCCGCUGAUCAUGCUGUCUGGCCUCCCGGACACCGUGUUUGAAAUCACAGAGUUGCAGUCUCUGAAGCUGGAGAUCAUUAAGAAUGUCAUGAUCCCCGCCACCAUCGCCCAGCUAGACAACCUGCAGGAGCUCUGUCUGCACCAGUGCUCCGUCAAGAUCCACAGCGCCGCGCUCUCCUUCCUGAAGGAGAAUCUCAAGGUCCUGAGUGUCAAGUUUGAUGACAUGAGGGAGCUGCCCCCCUGGAUGUACGGCCUCCGGAACCUGGAAGAGCUCUAUCUGGUUGGCUCUCUGAGUCACGACAUCUCCAAAAAUGUCACCCUGGAGUCUCUGAGGGACCUCAAAAGCCUUAAAAUCCUUUCCAUCAAGAGCAACGUCUCCAAGAUCCCUCAGGCCGUGGUGGAUGUGUCCAGCCACCUCCAGAAGAUGUGCGUCCACAAUGAUGGCACCAAACUGGUGAUGCUCAACAACCUGAAGAAGAUGACCAACCUGACGGAGCUGGAGCUGGUCCACUGCGACCUGGAACGCAUCCCCCACGCCGUGUUCAGCCUGCUCAGUCUCCAGGAGCUGGACCUGAAGGAGAACAACCUCAAGUCCAUAGAGGAGAUCGUGAGCUUCCAGCACUUGAGAAAGCUGACCGUGCUCAAACUGUGGUAUAACAGCAUCGCUUACAUUCCAGAGCACAUCAAGAAACUGACCAGCCUGGAGAGACUGUUUUUCAGCCACAAUAAGGUAGAGGUGCUUCCCUCCCACCUCUUCCUGUGCAACAAAAUCAGAUACCUGGACUUGUCCUAUAACGACAUCCGCUUCAUCCCGCCCGAAAUCGGAGUUCUGCAAAGUUUACAGUAUUUUUCCAUCACUUGUAACAAAGUGGAGAGCCUCCCAGAUGAACUCUACUUCUGCAAGAAACUUAAAACUUUGAAGAUUGGGAAAAACAGCCUCUCCGUACUUUCACCAAAAAUUGGAAAUCUACUAUUUCUUUCCUACUUAGACAUCAAAGGCAAUCACUUUGAAGUCCUCCCUCCCGAGCUGGGAGACUGCCGGGCUCUGAAGCGAGCCGGGCUAGUUGUGGAAGAUGCUCUGUUUGAGACUCUGCCCUCAGAUGUCCGGGAGCAGAUGAAAGCAGACUAACUUAUUUUUCAUCAGAGUAUGACUGAAACAUGCUUCUACCAAAUACAAUAUAAAGAAUUAGGUAGUCCUAAUGCCUUUCCUAUAUUAUUUUUUUUUCCUUUUCCACACAAGACAACAUGUACACAAAGAUUGAGUAAGGAGUAUGUAUUUUUUAAUAAAAAUUUAAUUGUAUUUUUUCAAUAUUAAUAUUUUAAAGUUUUAUUUGUCCCGGAAGCUGACGUAUCUGUUAUUGAUUCUGCCCGCAGGAAUGGGUAGUUCCACCUGGCUUUGGGUUUUGCUUUCUCACUUGAGUUCAUUCUUGUAAAAGGAAAGGAAUCGUAGGUCUCAUGAAUUUUGGCAUCUUCUAAAUGGGUGAAGAUACUUUGCCAACACCAUCUUUACUUUCUUUCUACCUGUCCGAGCUCUUGGUGAGUCUCAUCAUAUGUACCAAGAAGUUGUGCCAGUGGUUUUACUGUCAGCCGCCACCUUGGCUGGUCAGGAGGUGCCACUCUAUAGGAAACUCCAGACUCUGAGCUCACACAAGUACACUGUCACAGAGUAUUACCCUGAAAAGCCCCCUGCUUCUGACACUGUUAAUCGUAUCAUUUCCUAAACAACAGUUUCAGUUAGCCUAGGACAGGCUUUUGAAGUGGGUGAAGAAAGCAACCCCCUGUGGUUGCGCUCCUUGUGUGCAUGUAUCAUUUGGCGUCUCACUGAUCUGUAUUUUUUUUUAACCAACAUCCUAAAAUAUGUCGUCAAAAAUUAAACACAACCACUACCCCCAUCCACCUCACUAUUGCCAUGUGGUACUGUUGAACAACCUUAGGAAAAUUAGAUUUUAUUUCAAUAUUCUAGCAGAUAAUUAAAUUUUAAAUCAUAGAAUUAGAAGCCUGUUUUGAGUAAUUUAAUCACUUUUGAUGCCUUGAUAUGUGGAUGCAUCCGAUGGAAAACAAUCUUGCUACUAAGGCACUCUGUUAGAAAGCUGAUGUAUUCUAUGCAGGCCCCGCCCCUUCCUUUGUUAGAAGGCUGAUGUAUUCCACGCAGGCCCUGCCCCUUCCUCUGUUAAAAAGCUGAUGUAUUCCACGCAGGCCCCGCCCCUUCCUCAGACCCUGUGCAGAGAUAUCAAUUCACUUUCUGCCUGGUGAAUAAAACAACCCACUGUGUACAUAAGCGUAGUCAUCAGCUUCCCGCAAGCCUGCCCUCAGUGCGGGCGGAUGUCAGUGCAGCAAGCACGGGAACUCUCAGCUCUCUGCUAAAGAUCGCACCUCACUUAGCCAAGUGCUGUGACUAACCUCUGAGUGUUCUCACUUCGCAAUAGUUCCCACCUGGUGGCUGGCAAAGCUUUUAUUGAUCUUCCUUUUCCUAAAAUCCAGCCUAGUGUGGAGACUUGAGUUACAUAGUCCACCAACUGGCCUAAGGAAAAAUUUAACACUGAAGGUAGGAAGAUGAUUUGACUUCUGAAACCCUGUUUUGAAGAACGUUUUCUUGGCCCCCAUGACCUUGCCCAGACCUGGGUUUUGUUGUUGUUUUUUGUUUGUUUGUUUUUUGGUUGUUUUUUUUUUUUUUUUGUGGCAUGUAAACAUAGACAAGACAUACCUGGGAAGCACAUGGUCCUCAUGUGAGUUAAGAUGGGGGUUGGGGGGUGCGGGAUAGCUCAGUGACAAAGCACUUGCCCAGAGCUGAGCCCCGUGCCUGAGUUUAGCGACCUGACACUACAAAACAGACAAGGGAACAGGACUCAUCACUCUGUGUGAAGGGCCAGCCCCGUGCAAGUGCUUCUAUUUCAGUCAUGAUUUCUUUAAACCUGGAAUUAAAAUGAUAAUAAUAAUAAUAAUUUGAAGUACUAUUAUGACUAUACUUAUAGGAAGAAAUAUUCAAUUUUAGAAUAUUGAAUGGUAUGAAUCAUGUGUCAUGUUCAGAAAAGCUCUGCCUUAAAGAACUUAAAGGCAGAUUGUCUGUUAUUGAGCAAGAGUAACUUGUUGUUGGAAUGUAAAUUGAACCAUUGAAUGCACCGUUUUGAUUGUUAAAACUUAUGGUUAUUUCUAAUAUCACCCUUCAGAAGGGAUCUAUUCAAGUUAAACACCAUAGUUAUAAUGAAGUCUUUCUCUGGCAUUAACUGAAAAUCCUGUAUAGGUUCAUAACUGAAGCAAAUCGCCAAUAAUUCAAUUUUAUCAAGCUUCCAAAUAAUUUGUUUUAUCUUCAUAAUGAUUUCACAGGCCGACUCCCAACCUAAGUUGUAAAUAACAUUCAAUAAAGCAGUAUAGUUUUUAGACUUUCUUUUAACUAAGAGUAAAAUACUCAUAGAUCUUUCUAUUAGAUUUUAUAAAACUUCCAAAGCCUCAAUCUCUGAAGAGUUUGAACUUUCUGAUUCUCGUCCUUUUUAAUACAGUAAGUUUUUGUUCUCGUUCUUGAGUAAAAUGCUUUCAGCUACUGUCCAGCCUUCCAACGGGAAACUCGGGUGCCUGAACCACUGGCUUUUCUAAUGUUCUCUGAUCUAACUUAGUGCAGAGAGGCUGUCUGCCUCCUCUCUCUCUCUCUCUCUCUCUCUCUCUCUCUCUCUCUCUCUCUCUCUCUCUCUCUCUCUGUUUUCCAAGUGCUCUUGCUGGGAGGAUCAGCUCUCUGUCCAACCUCCAACUCACAACAAACUGCUGUAUAAAUCACAAAUGUGCCAUCUGAACUCUUAACUCCGAGGUUGGCUUCAAGCUCAAGGUAUACAGAACAGCCAUCUGGUGGUGCUCUGGUUGAAAGGUCCUAAUAGAACGCCACCUAAGGGACCAGCAAGGUGGCCCUGAGGGUGAAUGGCACUUGCCAUCCACCUGAGGUCCUGAGCUUGCUCUUCAGGAUCCACACAGUGGAAGGAGAGAACCAACUCCCGUCAGUUGUCCUCUGAAGGGUGCCACAGAGUGAGCACCUACAUCAGACGCGCACAAAGUAAUUAAUGUAGAUUUUAAAUCAUAGAAAAAAUAACCACACACACACACACCCAAGAAUGUAACACCUCAGAACACAAUUGUGUUCUCUCAUUACACAAUUUGAUCUGGUUUUGAAUAUCAGAAUUCUCAAUGAGAUAAACUGUGGUGUACAUGAGAUUCCUCGAAUUGCCCACCCAGCCCUUCCUUGCUGCUACAAUGAGCUCUGACAGUCUCCGUGGUGUCCUAAGCAGCAAGCAGACUUUUUCAGGCUCUUUUGGAAAUGUCCCUGCCUCAGGGAGGUUGUUCAUUUUGAUCACAGGCCCCACUCUGAAGGGUCUGAAACAUGGACUCUUCCUUGGGUUUCAUAAACAAAAGAAGUCCAGUUUCUUUCAGUACGCUGGUUUAUGGCUUUAAUUUAUCUCACUCUCUAAUCCAGUUUUCAUACCAAAUACUGAUCAACGGUAUUGGCAUUUCAGCAGUAACACUUAUGGAUCAUCAAUACAAAAGUCCAUUAACACUUCUCAUGCAAACCUUGUUGAUGUCACUUCAGUUUUUCAUAAAGUAAAUUAAGUCUACCUUAAAGAGUUUACACUGGGGCAGAAUCUUCAAGAAUGUCAUACUCAAGUGAACAAAAUGGCUACCACUGAGGAAACUUCUAGAAGAGUCGAUGGGAUGUUUGCACCUUUUCUGUUUAGAGACAUGGUAAGAAGUCCCAGUCUUACCUAGAGCUGCCAUGAGUUUUCAGAUUUAGCUCUCAGUCUUCUGAUAUCAGCCUCCCACACAAGUAUCUGCUCCCAUCCAGUCCCCUUCCCAAAGUCGCCCACUAAUAAAGAUGGCAUUCUUAGGAUUAUCUGAGGGAGAGAGAAGAGAGUCUCCCUCUGCCCACAAGGAAUUAUUUUUUAAUCAGAAGGGUAUAUAACAUUGGACAGCUUUUAUUGACCAGAUAGCAGCCACUAUGUAUUUAGGGUUUGGUUUGGUUUUUGAGCCAAACCUAGGCUGACCUUAAACUUGAGAGCCUCUUGCCCCGGCUUCCUGGACACUGGAUUACAGGUGUUUACUGCACACCUGGCCUGCGUGGUUUAUAGUUAGAUUCGUUUGUGUCUUCGGUCCCCUGCCACACUGCUCUUUGGGGUUGACACCCCAUGCCUUAUGUGCUUGCUGGUGUUUGGUUUGCAUUUGUUUACUAUGUUCAUGUGCAUUCAGAUUGUCAAGUGCUGGCAAACUUCUUGGACUGCCGAGAAAAAGGACUGAUCGUUGAUUUGUCAGAAUACAUGUUCAUGAAAGGAAACGUCUUAGUGUUAUCUCGCUGUGUGGUGUAUAGGAACAAAAAUAAAUAAAGUCAUUUUUGUAACAUA